CUUAUUCAUCGUGUUUUUUAAUCAUUAUUUCUCAGGGAUUUUAAGUUUCGCAGUUUUUAUUGUUCAUUUAUGUUACUUGUUGAAUUUCUCCACAAAGGCUCCACAGGGUGUCCUAAUUUUUCCACGUGGCUGGAUCAGAUUUCAUGACGGAGUUUUUCUCCUGCCAAAGUCAGCAGACAUGCAUCUGAUGAAGUCUGCUGAUGAGCUCUUGACAAAGUGACAAAAAGCGGUUUUUCACAUUGAAAAGGAGGAACCGGCGGGUUGAAGGCUUUCCACCGAGCACAUUAUCAGCCCGGGCUGAACGUAAAAAUGCCUUCUGCUCUUCCUGGGACGGACGUGUGGUGAAGCGGUGCUCGGCUCCUGGAGCGGCUCUCCCAGGGUUCUCCUCAGCCCGCCCCCUUCCUCCGCGCCGCGCCGCGCCGCGCCGCGCCGCAGACCCGGGCUCUCCAGCGGGACAGACGCACAGCUCCGGCGCCUCGCUCCGACCACCCGGACCUUUCAGCGGGACACACAUCCAGCCUGGACCCCCUUUUUAUUUGAUUCGGGUCUUUCUGAUCCAGGAGCGUGAAGCCGUGACCUGCAGGACCACGGCGGACGCCAACAGGCUCCGUCCAGAGGGAUGAUGGGAGAGACGGAGGAUUAGGGGUUAAUCCAGGAUGGCUCCAUAGUGCGACCACAGCGCCCUUCAUCUGGACACGGAGCCGUUUCUGAGCUGCUCUGGACAAAACCUAAAGCCUGGAGCGAUCCGUGGAGCCUGGCCGUUCUCUAUUAGGACCGACCGCACCGCGUUCUCCUCGCUUUCUGCCUCUUUCAUUUGCUCAGCGAUGCAAAACCUCAAGCCACAAAGUGUGGGACAGAUUCUGGGUUGUACAUAAUAAACAGAGAUCAUAAUCCAGCCAGCAGUUUGCUCCUGCAGACCUGGACCGGUCUUCUGAUCUUGGAAAAAAAAAGAAAACAACCUUUGCAAGUUUUUCUUUCCAGGCCCAAAGUUUGGAUCCCUGCAGAAGCCAAACUUGUUUUUCCCUUUUACCUUCAGUUGGGAUUAUAGACAAACCUCAGAGACGUUUGGUGAAUAAAAGUCAGUCCCGGCCUUGUGAUCAUGAAUCUUCAGGAGAAGCUGACCGGCCUCAAAGGUCUGGUCUCCCACUCCCACAGCAGGCGCCGUCACAAAGGGGACCUCACGGUGGACAUGAUCAGCCCCCCUCUGGGAGACUUCCGCCACACCAUGCACGUUGGACGCGGCGGCGACGUCUUCGGGGACACCUCCUUCCUGAGCAACCACGGCGGGACGGCCAACGGGAACAACGGCGAGACGGACUCCGUCUCCUCGCCCGACAACAAGAUCGGCGCCUUCUUCUCCAGGACGCUGCGGCACAUCAGGCGGGGCUCCGACAACCGGCCCCGAGAGGGAGCGAAGGACCUGUCCCCGCCGCCUCCGGCCGUCUCUCCCAUCAUCAAGAACGCCGUCUCCCUCCCCCGGCUGGACGUGGACAUGUCCAACGGGAGUCCCACCACCAAGGUGCUCUUCCCCAGUUCCACGCCAGACGAGCGGCAGAGCUCUUACGGUCUGGAGUCUGGGUUUGUGACGCUGCCCCGUCUGUCUCGGUCAGAGCGCCAGCAGCCGUCCGUCUCCUCCCCCCCCUCCUCCACCUCCUGCUCCCACGGCGUCCACCGCGGCUCCCUGACCGACCCGUCCGAUGCCAUCCUGUCCUCCUGCUCCGCCUCUGUCGGGACCUGCGGACCCAAACGGACCGGCCCCACGGCGUACUCCGACUCCCUCACCUCUCUGGACACCUUCACCUUUGACCUGGGCCCAUCCCUCCUGAGCGAGGUGUUCAGCCUGAUCGACGGGCGCCCAGAGGAGCACGCCCCCACGUGGGGAGGAGAGGAGGUGGAGUCGGCAUGCAGGCCUGCCAGCGACGGGUCAGAAAUGGGUUCUGCUACCAUCUCCUACGUGGACUCCCUGCUGAGGGAGGACUGCGGGGCCGAAGCCGAGUGCGAGGAGGAGCGUGCGAGGAGGGGAUUCUCGGGGAAAGCACCGGACGUGUUGCUGGGUUCUCCUGAGCGGGUCCGCAUACGGAUGGAGAGCGAGCGGUUCCAGAGUGCUACCGAUGUUCUGGCACGCCACUACGGCCUCGCAAAGGGACAGAACAAGAUGGAGGCUGGAGGUCCGGAGAAGAAGAUCUACAGCUUCAUGGACGACGAGGAUGAAAUCAAAGUCUGACAGGGAGGAAAUCCGACGGUUAAAUGUCUUUAAUUUUGUGAAUCAUUCCUUUGUAAUCCAAAUCAAGCUUCUUAACGGCUGGCAGGGUCAAACAGAGACACAGAUCCAGGGUUCCCAAUCAUCAGUUCUCCAUUUCUAUAAACCCCCCCGCUCCAAGAACGGCGGAGUAUAUCCGCCGAAGAGAAACGGACAGAAACCAGGAGGAGGCGUGGAAAUCAGAGGCGUGGCGCAGAAAGCAGCUGCCGUCACCUUCAGGGGUAAAAUAAUACUUUAUGUGGAAGUUAGAGAGCCUGCCGUCCGCUCGGUUCCCCUCACGCUUCCUCUUCUGCAACAGGGACACGCUGCGAGCUGCAGAGCCCAAGAGAGGAAGUCUGAGCAAGAUGUGAACCGAACCGCUGCAGACUUUUCACUCAGGACCAAAGUGGAACCGGAGUUAUUAACAAACUCCAUCAGGAAUCUGAACCUGAUCUGAUUUACGCUGCAGGGACGGAGGCCCCUGCAGUCACAAUGCAAACAGACUUUAACCCGUUUUAUGGAGAUUUUAUGCAGAACGGACUUCUGAGGGGAAAUUGGUCACCCUUGAUUUUAUUUAGGGCUGGCAGAGGAAACGAGGGCUGAAAAUAAAUGCAUGCCGCACUUUUCAGUUUCCUCUAUUAAUGCUUGAAGGCCAUUCGUGGGUUUCCUUCCCCUUCAUAACUAACCUGUGUUGGUUAGUUAACAGGAACUUUAAUAAAAGACAGUUUGAGGCCAUGAAGCGCACCAUGAAGCUGCAGACGUCUUACAGAAACACCGUGUGCACCUUCCUUUAUUUCAUUAUGAAGUCCCGUAAUGCCUUCUGCUGAAGAAUAUAUGUUUGUAUACAUACCUGUACGUGAAGAUAUGGCCUGAUAUGUAUUGAUAUGUACUUUACAGUAUGAGCACCUGCAGUGCAUAGUGCAAUUCACGCCCGUAUGCAGAAUCAGUUAUAAAAACAAAAUAUUAUAUGAAUGGACAAUAAAGACAUUUUUAAUUAGA
Messenger RNA from Fundulus heteroclitus (mummichog), 3238 nucleotides. RefSeq names its product CDC42 effector protein (Rho GTPase binding) 1a (gene cdc42ep1a). The record is from RefSeq and is a predicted model, not a curated record. The transcript is spliced from 4 exons. The coding region runs from base 1100 to 2224 and encodes 374 amino acids. NCBI's taxonomy places the organism in Eukaryota, Metazoa, Chordata, Actinopteri, Cyprinodontiformes, Fundulidae.